AUGCGGGCGGCUCUGGGGCUGGCGGUUCUGCUGCCGGUGCUGCUGGGAGGAGCGGCCCAGGGGCGGCCCCGGGUCCGAACCUUCAGCAUCCCCAUCGCUGGCCUGCCCGAGGAGGUCCGGAUUUACACCGACGGCCGCGACGGAGGCGCGCAGUCCGAACUCGCGCAUCUGGAGCGCGACUGCUUCUAUGAGGGCUACGUGGAGGGUUUCCCAGGGUCACUCGUGGCACUCAGCACCUGCUCCGGGCUCAGUGGGAUCCUGCAGCUCGCCAACACCAGCUAUGGGAUCAAGCCUCUGGAGGCUGCAUCUGGGUAUCAGCACCUCGUCUAUCAGAUGGAGGGGGAGAACGUGGGCACGCAGCUGCUGGGAGGAAGCAGCUCCCUCGCCUGGGCUGCAGAGGUGUCCCUACAACCAUGGGAUGGAGCGGCGAAGGAAGCUGUUCCUAGGUCCCCUCGGUAUCUGGAGAUGCAUGUCAUUCUGGACAAAGCUCUGUACGACUACAUGGGAGCAGACAAAUACGUGGUGACAACGAAGAUGGUGCAGCUUUUCAGCUACGUGAACAGCAUGUUCACUCGCCUCAACCUGACCAUAGUGCUGACUUCCCUGGAGUUCUGGACAGAAAAGAACAAGAUCCCAACCACGGGAGCUGCUGAAGAGUUACUGCAGAGAUUUCUGGAGUGGAAAAGCACGCAUCGUACCUCACGGCUGCAGGACAUAACAUUCCUGUUUGUCUACAGGGAGCAGUCCCAUUCCAUGGGAGCAUCCUCUGCAAGGAAACUGUGCCUCAAGGACCGCGCUGGAGGAGUAGCCUUGUACCCUCGUGCCACAACGCUGGAGGUCUUCUCGGUGGCCGUGGCUCAGCUGCUUGGGCUCAGCUUGGGGAUGAGCUACGAUGACCCCGGGAGCUGUGGCUGUGUGGGAGCCACCUGCAUCAUGCAGAGCAGUGCAGUUCACUCAGCUGGCACCAAAGCCUUCAGCAACUGCAGCAUAAGAGACUUUGAGCGUUUUCUCACCUCUGGAGAAGGGCAGUGCCUCCUGAACAGGCCACUUGUGAACGUGUCCUACAAAGCUCCCGUGUGUGGCAACAAAGUGGUGGAGCUGGGAGAAGCCUGUGACUGUGGAUCAGCAGAGGAAUGCCGGCGUGAUCCGUGCUGCACCGUGGGCUGUAAGACAAGGAAAGGGGUGCAGUGCCUGUCGGGGCCGUGCUGCUCCAGGUGCAGGUUUAUGAAAAAAGGCACCCUGUGCAGAACUAGCUCUGAGGAUGAAUGCGAGCUGAAGGAGUAUUGCAAUGGCACCUCUGGGGAGUGCGCACCCAACCUGUGGGUCAUGGAUGGGCAUCCCUGCAGGCAGAACACUGCCUUCUGCUACAGGGGAGUGUGCCAGACAGCCGACAAGCAGUGCCAGGAGAUCUUUGGCAAAGAUGCCAAAAACGGACCCUUGGCCUGCUAUGAGGAAGUCAAUGGCCAAAGGGACAGAAUGGGGCACUGCGGCUCUGAUCACAGUGGUUACCACAGCUGUGCCUGGAGUGAUCUCCGCUGCGGGAAGCUCAUCUGUGAGUACCUGGGCACUGUGCCCUUCACCAAGGAGAGGGCUGCAGUGGUUUACGUGCGGAUGCAGAACGUGCUGUGUGUCACACUGGACUACAUGCAGCCUCGUACAGAGAGGGACCCCAUGCUGGUGAGGGAUGGCAGCGUUUGUGACGACCGUAAGGUCUGCAUGGAACAGAAGUGUGUGUCUGCUGCUGCCUUGAACUACAGUUGUGACAUAAGGAGAAAAUGCCACGAUCACGGUGUGUGUGACAGCAAAGGGGAUUGCCAUUGUGAUGUUGGCUGGAAGCCCCCGGAUUGCCGGGAGAAAGCAGAGUCCCAGGGAGGUCCCAGUGGUGACCCCUGGAACAAGAGCUCGCUGAAGACAUGGCAGCUUCUCACCUUGUGUCUCAGUGUGCCCAUCCUCAUUGGGCUCAUCUUCGUGGUGAUAAAGAGAAAGGAGCUGAAGCAGUGUCUGUCCACAGAGCAGCCACAAGAAGAGAAGUUUGAGGAAAGCAUUGACGAGGAAAGGAGCACAGCGGAUGCAUAGCAGCAUAGCUGGAAAGGCCUUUAAGGAUAUUGCCAAAUUCAUGGGUGUUUGUGAUGAUCUUGUGAAUGGAGGCGGCAGCAGCAGCAGCAGCAUGGACCCCCGGGCAAGGGGCUGGAGUCUGUCUGAGGGACACUGAAAGGCUGUGUCCUUGUGUGUGUUGUUCAAUAAAAGGUGUUUCUGGUGCCUGA
This is a messenger RNA of Meleagris gallopavo (turkey), 2264 nucleotides long. The record is from RefSeq and is a predicted model, not a curated record. Lineage: Eukaryota; Metazoa; Chordata; Aves; Galliformes; Phasianidae.